UCCAUUCAAAUCAUUCAUUCGUUCAAACAUGACGUUUUCCGAUUAGGCUAGCCAGUUUUUUGUUUCCGUUUGUGAAUAAUACUAAAAUCACUCGUUGUUUAUCUCUAAUGUAAUGUAGUGAUUAGUGUUCCUAGUGUCGAAUAAAACCACUAUAAUCCAUUACUCGGACCGUGCAGCAGGUUUGAAUUUCCAAGAUGACGGAAACUCGAAGACAGCAACUGCAUCUUGGUAAAUGCAUCGAAGAUUUGGAUAAACUGCAUAAUAUUCCUGAUUUGAAGUCGAAGAGGGCUACUGCGUUAUGCAAAACAGCGCAAAAACUUUUCGAGAGCGCAGCAGAGGCCCGUGAGAAGGGCGACGAGGAGUACUCUUACGUGUGCUACAUGAAGUACUUGCGGGUCGUGGCGUGCAUUAGCAAGGACAAGGAUUAUUUGAAGGACAAGAACUAUUUCAACCAGAUGUUAGGGACCAAGAACCCUAAUAAGGCUAUUGAUGCGGCUGAAGAGCUGAAGAAUAGUCUGAUUGACAGGUAUAACCAAGAACAGAAGAAGAAGCGGCUGAAUGACAUCCAGGAAAAUGAGGUUAUCAAACAGAAGAUAGAUGAGAACCGGAAGAAAGCGUUGGAGGCAGCGCCUGCACCCGAGCCUUCUCAGCCUUUGGGGUUACCAGGCCUAGACGAAGUGACCAUCAAGAGCGAGCAGCUAUACAACAUCCUCAAGAGUGGCAAGAUGAAGGUGAUGAUAUUGGACGCUCGGCCCGGCAAGGACUACAUAGAGUCCCACAUCAACUGCCCCUCCUGCAUCAGUGUGCCUGAAGAGAGCAUUUCACCUGGUCGUUCAGCGCACAUCCUAGAACAGAACUUACCCGCGCCUUCCAAACCUAUCUGGGCAACCCGGGCUUCCAUGGAGCUCAUUGUGAUGCUGGACUGGUCUAGCACCGCUGUCAUCCCAGGGAACACGCUCCAUCUCUUGAAGACCAUCUUGUUGAAGUGGGACGUAAAAGUGCAAUACCCGCGUCCGCCGCUAGCCCUGCACGGAGGCUAUGAAGACUGGCUUCUACGUUACCCCGCUUUGACUACCAACCCGCAGCCAACGCCGAGGGCCAAGGCACCUAAAGAUAUGCUAGGUGAGAUUGAUUACCCCGUGUGGGCAGAUCUGACCCCGGCUCCGCCGCGACCGCGGACUUCGGAACCCACCGUCGAUCGCAGCAGCAAGGCCGCAGCGUUGCAGAAGUACGAGGAGCGAGCUCGCAACAUGGUGCAGAUCAUUCAACAACAAGAACGCUUAGCUGACACCUCACUAACACUCGAAAUGCAAAGGAUAGAGGCGGAACAGGUGAGACUUGUUACUGUAACCGUUGCGCUGUUGCAAGCGACGGUGCAGAAGUACGAGCGAGUUCGCAACAUGGCGCAGAUCAUUCAACAACAAGAACGCUUAGCUGACACCUGUCUGACACUCGAAAUGCAAAAGAGAGAAGCGGAACAGGAUUGGGAGAAGACCCACUUCCAACGCGAGACAGAGGAGCGGGACGACGUGCGAGCUUUGUACAAGAUGCGCGAACAGGAGAUCAUCUCUCAACUCAUGCAGUUGGAGAAUAAGCAGUUUGACAUGGAACAAGAGAACCUGAGUCUCCGACAGCAGCUGGAGGAGUACCAGCGGAGAGAGCGCGUCGAGACGGAAAAGAUGACCGAGUCCAUAGUCACCGACGAUGCCAAUGCGGAGAAGCACCUCGUGAUCGCCGAGCAAGCCUCGCAGGCGCGCGAGCUGGCGGCCGCGGCGGCGCGCAUCGACGCCGUGCGCGAGCAGCGCGAGGAGCUGGACCGCCAGCGCGAGGCGCUCGAGCGGGAGCGCAAGCGGAAACUCGCGCAGGCCAGGGAGAAACGGAAACCCUUACUUGAUAAGGAUGAAGACGGUGACACAUACAUGGUGUCUCCAGACGACGGCCCCGCCGGCUUGAACCGCUCGCAGUCCUCCCCCAACAUUGCCAAGCAGGUAUCGUCAGACGAAGACGAGUCGCCUCCGUCCUUCGAUCGCAGCGUCAAACCCACCAAGGUCAUACCCCGAAACCACCAGAGAGACUUCCAACCGCAGUGGGGUGAUGUGGGCCGCGGUCUAACGGGCUUGAAGAACCUUGGCAACACAUGCUACAUGAACUCCAUCAUCCAGUGCCUGAACAACACCGCCAUCUUGUGCCAUUACUUCUGCAACGGACAGUACAUGGAACACGUCAACAGGGCGCACGGAACGCGAGGAGCCAUCGCGGAAGAACUAGCAGCGGUGGUGCGAGCGCUGUGGUCCGGCCAGUACCGGUACAUCGCUACCAUCGACUUACGGAACGAAGUCGGGAAGCACCAGCGAGCAUUCCGAGGUUGCGAGCAGCAAGAUUCACAUGAAUUUCUGACAAUUCUAAUGGACUGGCUCCAUCUCGACUUACAGUUCUCCAGCAAGCCGCAAAUCAAGGACAGCCUCCCGCCCUCCGAGAAAGCGUGGCACGAGUUCACCAAAUCCAAAGAGAGCUUCAUCCUACGGCUGUUCUACGGCCAAAUCCGGUCCACGGUCAAAUGUACGGUGUGCGGCAAGCAGAGCGUCACGUACGAGUCCUUCUCCAACCUGUCUCUGGAGUUACCAGCCAACGCCAACCGGUGUACGCUGAGUGACUGCCUAAAACUGUACCUAAACGGCGAGACCAUCCCCGGCUGGAACUGCCCCGGCUGCAAGGAAAAACGAGACGCCGUCAAAAAACUAGACAUCUCCCGUCUCCCUCCCGUCUUAGUCAUCCACUUCAAACGCUUCUACGUCGACCCUAAAGAAUAUAUGGCGAAUGCGUACAGAAAGAAACAGACGUAUAUAGACUUCCCGCUCGAAGAUCUAGACAUGAGGCAGUUUUCGCUGAAUUGUAGUCCGAAUAACCAGAUAUUUAAUUUGUAUGCCGUGUCGAACCAUUACGGGUCGAUGGAGGGCGGACACUAUACGGCGUAUUGUAAGAGCAGUGUGUAUGGCAAAUGGUACAAAUACGACGACCACGUAGUAACAGAAAUCUCCUCCAGCGAAGUAAAGUCCAGCGCAGCCUACAUUCUCUUCUACACCUCCUGCAACAUGCGCAUGUCGUGAUCGCGAGGCCGAAAGCGGCCCAACGAGGCCGGAGGUAGCUUUAGGCCUUAGGAUCUCGGCCUAAUCGGGAAACUAAGCCAAGUUUCUGAGGGAACGCGUUCAGGUUGGAUUACUUUUAUAGUGAUCGCGAGGCCGAAAGUAGCUUGCACUCUGAUCGUGAUCUUUUGUCGGGGGCUAACUAGGCCAAGU
Messenger RNA from Cydia splendana, 3296 nucleotides. It is a transcript of the gene Usp8, whose product is annotated as ubiquitin carboxyl-terminal hydrolase 8. The transcript has 19 exons. Gene Ontology annotation, biological process: protein deubiquitination. Gene Ontology annotation, molecular function: cysteine-type deubiquitinase activity. The record is from RefSeq and is a predicted model, not a curated record. The coding region runs from base 195 to 3107 and encodes 970 amino acids. NCBI's taxonomy places the organism in Eukaryota, Metazoa, Arthropoda, Insecta, Lepidoptera, Tortricidae.